AUGAUGAGCUCACUCUUAUUAGCAGAUGCUUGGGUCCAGGUAGAAAGGGCCAUUGGCCAACGGCCACAGUUGACGGGCGACGCCUUGGCUAUGCGAGCGCAGUACAAGGCAGUAAAUGACGAGGUCAAUGCAAACCUGGUUCGGUCAACUGAAGUUGCUGUCGAGGACGAGAUACUCGAUGGCAACCUCAGAAUUUGUCUUCUUCUCGCCGAACGCCUGCCUUGCGUCAUAGUGUCAGUGGACUACAGGCUUGCUCCCGAACAUAAAGCUCCUACGCAACUUGAUGACGCCAUCCAUGCCUGGACAUGGGCAUACAAUAACGCGACCAACCUCAACGGUGAUUGCGACAAGUAUUUCGCCAUUGGUCAGAGUGCCGGGGGCAGCCUUGCUCUCUCAGUUGUCCGGCAGCUGGUUGUGCUCAAGCGGAAGCAUGAAAUCAAGGGAGUUGCAGCAAUUGUUCCGUUUACAAUUCAUCCCAAUGCGGUACCCAGACGCUUUUUGGACAGCUACCGGUCGUACAACGAGCUCAAAAACAGCCCUGUGAACACUAGAGAAGCUAUGGAUGUAUUUUACGAUGCCAUCGGUGCGCUGGAGACUGAUCCAGACGUCUACAUUAUCAAUGCAGUUGCGAAUUUUCAUCAAUUCCCUCCAACAUACCUGGUUGUCUGUGAGAUGGAUCCAUUAAGAGAUGAUGGCCUCAUUCUGAAUGAUGCUUUGCAGGCAAGUGGAGUUCCGGUAAAGAUGGAUUUCUACAAAGGUUUACCCCAUGUCUUCUGGGGUUUUAACUGUCCUGCACCGAGCGGAGACUUUGUGGGUGAUGUCAUAAGUGGUGUAAACAGUUUCCUAUGCACUACUACUUAA
Molecule: messenger RNA, 861 nt
Organism: Akanthomyces muscarius
Lineage: Eukaryota; Fungi; Ascomycota; Sordariomycetes; Hypocreales; Cordycipitaceae
Exons: 7
Coding region: 1-861 (286 amino acids)
Molecular function (GO): hydrolase activity
Source: RefSeq, a predicted model, not a curated record